AUGGCUGGCGACUUUGUCGAUCUGACCGCGGACGACGACUUGGACAGUCGCCCGGUGUUGCGCACACGCCCAGGAUCUUCCCAUCUGCGCACUCAAGAUAAAGAACCCACACAUGCACAUCAAGGAUCGUCCACCAAGGACCCAAUCCUGCUAGACGAAGAUGAUGAAGUCGUUGUCAGCGACCUCAUCCUGAGCCAAAAGCCAAACACCCACACAGUCAAUCUGAGCACCCGAAACGACUCAUCACAGGCAACAGCUCAUCGGGAAUAUGAAGGCACGAUGGCCAACCGUACAGAGAGCGCAGGCAGACCGAGUGAUAACGCCAGACCUUCCAGGAGAGCAACGACUCCGCCUCCAGCACCAGCCAGACUCAACCUCACCCCACCAGAUUAUGGCGAGAUUAUCCUGGGACCAGGCGAUCCUCCACCACUCUACCCCAACCUAUCCAACUUUGGUGGACCUGUCCUUGUCCGUGACGGGAGUGACGGUAGACUUCCAGUCUGGAUAGCUUACCAACCAAUACCACAAUCAUGUUCACCUCCCCCACUGGCAGGCGACAUAAUAAUAUCCGAUUCGGAAUCGAUCACUCCGACAACAGCAGACGACGAAUCCUCUGAGAGAGAUAUGAUGGAGGGUAUGGAUUCUGAUGAGGCAGAGGAGCUCAGAGCCGCCAUAGCCUUGUCCUUGCAAGAAUCAUCUCGACCAACCAAGGCAAUGCCCACCACGAUUCCAAGCAGCACCAUAAGAAUUAGCCCAAGCCCACCUCGCCGAGAAGAUGAAGCCAAGCAGAAGAAGAAGCAAAAGCGAGACGAGCUGCUUUUGAAGAUGCGUGCUCAGCGUGUCUUGGAGGAUUCGAUUCAUGAGGGAAAUGAACAUUCCAAACAAGUCAGCUCGACCGUAGCGGAAGCGGACAGCGAGCGAGCGGUGUCACAUUUACCGGUGGCAAUUCGCACACAGAAAGCACCGGCAUCAGCAUCUACCUCAUCUGGCCCCACAGCGUUUAAUCUCUUGACACUAAACCGGCAGGCAAUGGAGGCUGAACGCUUGCAGCGACUGAAGCGAAAGCACGAAGAGGCUGAGCCGAACUCGACAUCGUCGGAUGAUAUGAGAGGACGAGUGCUUGCCAGGCGUGAACGAGAACAGUCUAAGACGAUUAGUCUGUCUCCUCCACCACUGAAGCGAGGAAGACUCAAUGAUGGGGGUUCUCUGCUACACGGUCGUUCAACUGACAACAAGAAGCCUCAAGCAAGAGAGAUAUCCCGGUCACAGCCACGCGAAUCUGCUCAACAAAUGGACACAAGAGCAGCAUCAGCACCUGCUAUGAAGUCACUACCUUCUCAGGUCAAACCUCACACCGCAGUCGAGUCACGACGAGCAGCCACAAUCACAUCACCCAACGCCAAAUAUUUCCCUGCAGGCAAGGUAUUCCAGACCUUCGUGGAAGGGUUCCCGACGACGAACACGAUAUCAUUUCCACAACUGAUCGGUCCUAAAGACUCUUUGACCAGCUGCCUGCUCUCGAGCUUCAUCUGGGACUUCGACUGGCUGCUGCCGCACUUCGCGACCGCAAAGACCAAGUUCCAAUUCGUGAUGCACGCCAAAUGGCCGGGCCAGCGAGACGCGCUACGUGAGGACUUUGGGAACAUCAAUAAUGUGCGACUGUGCUUCCCACCUAUGGAUUCCAUCAUCAACUGCAUGCACAGCAAGCUGAUGCUCCUGUUCUACGACGCCAAUCCCAUGGAAAUGGCGAUGGCGAUGAGCAUGCCGGCUUCUUCUGUUGGUGGGACGCCGCCGGACGGACUAAAGGGCGACACCGUGAGCUGGGAGCAAGGGCCUCGGUGUCGAAUCGUGGUGCCGACUGCAAACUUGACUGGCAGUGACUGGGGUGUCGGCGGUGUCAUGGAAAACACGGUCUUUCUCAUCGACCUACCGGUGAAGCGAGACACAUGUUCUGCUGCGGCGACCGCGGCUGGAACACAUCAGAAGACUGCAUUCCAAAAAUCUCUCGUCACAUUUCUGCAAGCACAGACGGUGCCAGAGGAUGUCAUCUCCAAGCUCGAGAACUUUGACUUCCGCAGUACUGCACAGUAUGGCUUCGUUCACACUAUCGGGGGCAUGCACGGAGGUGAGCGCUGGGACGCGACUGGCUAUUGUGGCCUGGGCCGCGCGGUGUCACAAAUGGGCCUGGUCAGUCGCGACAACAACAACAAUGAGCCCGAAGUCAACUUCGUGUCAUCAUCGGUGGGCAGUCUAAACGACGGGUUUCUCAGUGCCAUGUAUUUGGCCGUGCAGGGUGACAGUGGUUUGGCAGAGUAUCGACAUCGCACCGGCACUACGGCUAGAGCGUCGAACGCUCGACACGGGUCCCUCCAGAAGCAAGACGCCUCUCUCCGCGCCUCUGGAUCGACACCUGCGGCAGCGUCAACAUCGAUGUCACUGACACGAACAUGGCGUGAAAACUUUCAAUUCACCUUCCCCAGUGACGAUACAGUCAAAGCAUCAAUCGGUGGACCGGCGGCCGCAGGGACAGUGUGCUUUUCUGACAAGUACUGGCAGAAUGCAAAAUUCCCAAGGCAAAAUAUGCGAGAUUGCGUCUCUGUUCGGCGUGGCUGUCUGAUGCACAAUAAGCUCAUGUUCGUCAAAUAUCCAGCCCCUCUGGUCAAACAAGGAACGAGCAAAGCCUACAUUGGAUGGGUGUAUGUUGGAAGUGCAAAUCUAUCAGAAAGUGCCUGGGGUCGACUUGUUCAGGACAAGACGACCAAGUCUCCUAAGUUGAACUGUCGCAACUGGGAAUGUGGGGUCAUUGUACCUGUCGAAAAAGAAGAGUCUCCAGGUCAGGAUAUGAAGUCAUCCGUCAUGGAGAGCGAUAAUGAUGAUGGUGGUGGUGAAGUCGACCAUGGCAUCCUCGCGUUGGGUAGGGUCGUCCCAGUCCCAAUGAAGUACCCAUGCGAAAGUUUCGAGGGAAAGAAGCCGUGGCUAUUCUCGGAAGACAUUACGCGGUGGACAGAUGUAGCGUAG
This is a messenger RNA of Exophiala bonariae, 3018 nucleotides long. RefSeq lists its product as uncharacterized. NCBI's taxonomy places the organism in Eukaryota, Fungi, Ascomycota, Eurotiomycetes, Chaetothyriales, Herpotrichiellaceae. Gene Ontology annotation, biological process: DNA repair. Gene Ontology annotation, molecular function: single-stranded DNA binding; double-stranded DNA binding; 3'-tyrosyl-DNA phosphodiesterase activity. The record is from RefSeq and is a predicted model, not a curated record. The transcript is spliced from 4 exons. The coding region runs from base 1 to 3018 and encodes 1005 amino acids. Gene Ontology annotation, cellular component: nucleus.